UAUUGUUAUCGGAAAAACGUGCAUCCCCAACUCGCGUCGGCGGCGAAUUGUUUUUUCUGCAUUUCGGAAAAAUAAGAAAAUAUAUUAAGAUAAGCAAGGUCCCGUCAGAACGCUAGAAUACAGCCACUGCCAAAAUGGUAAAACUUACGCCAGAGCUGAUUAACCAAUCGAUGCAAUACAUAAAUCCGUGCCGGGAACGCGAGCUAGAUUUGCGCGGCUACAAGAUUCCACAGAUCGAGAACUUGGGCGCCACCUUGGACCAGUUCGACACCAUUGAUCUGUCGGACAACGAUCUCCGAAAGCUGGACAACAUGCCGCAUCUUCCGCGCCUUAAGUGCCUCCUACUGAAUAACAACCGCAUCCUGCGCAUUAGCGAGGGAUUGGAGGAGACGGUGCCGAAUUUGGCUUCCAUCAUCCUUACCGGUAACAACCUGCAGGAGCUUAGUGACCUAGAGCCGCUGUCUGGAUUCACCAAGCUGGACACAAUAUGCCUCCUCAUCAAUCCGGUGUCCACGAAGCCCAACUACCGCGAGUACAUGGCCUACAAGUUCCCGCAGCUCCGUCUUCUCGACUUCCGGAAGAUCAAGCAAAAGGACCGCCAGGCGGCGCAAGAAUUCUUCCGCACUAAGCAGGGCAAGGAAAUGCUGAAGGAGGUUAGUCGAAAAUCUAAAAUGAGCGCCGCAGCCGCGCUGGCCGCGGAAGCGGGGAAUGGCAAAGGAAGGGGAUCGGAUGGCGGACGACUGGCCAAUCCGGAAGACAUGCAGCGCAUCCGCGAGGCCAUAAAGCGAGCCAGCUCGCUGGCGGAAGUGGAGCGGCUAUCUCAGAUCCUGCAGAGCGGUCAGCUACCGGAGAAGUUUCAGCACGAGCAGGAGACGCCGCAAAAUGGUGCGGGGCACAAUGGCUCUGGAGCCGUGCCCAUGGACUAUUAGGAUCAGUAUCCUCCGCUCAGCUGUCAGCUACCUUAUAACUGUAGACCAAUAUUUUGUAAUAAAACGCCGCCACAAGUUGA
Messenger RNA from Drosophila eugracilis, 1009 nucleotides. RefSeq names its product probable U2 small nuclear ribonucleoprotein A' (gene U2A). NCBI's taxonomy places the organism in Eukaryota, Metazoa, Arthropoda, Insecta, Diptera, Drosophilidae. The record is from RefSeq and is a predicted model, not a curated record. Gene Ontology annotation, biological process: mRNA splicing, via spliceosome. The coding region runs from base 135 to 929 and encodes 264 amino acids. Gene Ontology annotation, cellular component: U2 snRNP. Gene Ontology annotation, molecular function: U2 snRNA binding; protein binding. The transcript has a single exon.